AUGUGUGACGACGAUAUUGCAGCGCUGGUGAUUGACAAUGGUUCUGGAAUGUGCAAGGCUGGGUUUGCAGGAGAUGAUGCACCCAGGGCAGUAUUUCCUUCCAUUGUGGGCAGACCGCGACAUCAGGGUGUGAUGGUCGGCAUGGGUCAGAAAGACAGCUACGUCGGCGACGAGGCCCAGUCCAAGAGAGGUAUCCUAACUCUCAAGUAUCCCAUUGAACACGGUAUUGUCACCAACUGGGACGACAUGGAGAAGAUCUGGCACCACACCUUCUACAAUGAGCUGAGAGUUGCACCUGAAGAGCACCCAGUCUUGCUGACAGAAGCUCCACUGAACCCCAAAGCCAACAGGGAGAAGAUGACCCAGAUUAUGUUCGAAACUUUCAAUUCCCCAGCCAUGUAUGUCGCUAUCCAGGCCGUACUGUCCUUGUACGCUUCAGGUCGUACAACAGGCAUUGUACUUGAUUCCGGAGACGGCGUCACUCAUACUGUGCCCAUAUACGAAGGUUACGCCCUCCCUCAUGCCAUCAUGAGACUGGAUCUGGCUGGACGAGAUCUUACUGAUUACCUGAUGAAGAUCCUCACAGAAAGAGGAUACUCGUUCACCACCACCGCGGAGAGAGAGAUCGUGCGUGAUAUCAAAGAGAAACUGUGUUAUGUCGCCCUUGACUUUGAGCAGGAGAUGCAGACAGCUGCCACGUCAUCCUCUUUGGAGAAGAGCUAUGAACUACCAGACGGCCAAGUCAUUACCAUAGGCAAUGAGCGUUUCCGGUGCCCAGAAGCAGAAUUCCAGCCAUCCUUCUUGGGAAUGGAGUCAGCAGGGAUUCAUGAGACGACCUACAACUCUAUCAUGAAAUGUGAUGUGGAUAUCCGCAAGGAUCUCUACGCCAACACGGUCUUGUCUGGAGGGUCAACCAUGUUCCCUGGCAUUGCUGACCGCAUGCAGAAGGAGAUUACAUCCCUUGCCCCAGCGACAAUGAAGAUCAAGAUCAUUGCUCCUCCCGAAAGGAAGUACUCUGUGUGGAUCGGUGGUUCAAUCCUCGCGUCUCUCUCCACCUUCCAGCAGAUGUGGAUCUCCAAGCAGGAGUAUGACGAGUCUGGUCCAGCCAUUGUUCACAGAAAAUGCUUCUAA
This is a messenger RNA of Candidula unifasciata, 1131 nucleotides long. The record is from the annotation of a GenBank genome assembly. NCBI's taxonomy places the organism in Eukaryota, Metazoa, Mollusca, Gastropoda, Stylommatophora, Geomitridae.